Diutina rugosa is the source of this 1047-nucleotide messenger RNA. Its product is annotated as anaphase promoting complex subunit. The coding region runs from base 1 to 1047 and encodes 348 amino acids. Gene Ontology annotation, biological process: protein K11-linked ubiquitination; anaphase-promoting complex-dependent catabolic process. The transcript has a single exon. The record is from RefSeq and is a predicted model, not a curated record. Gene Ontology annotation, cellular component: anaphase-promoting complex. NCBI's taxonomy places the organism in Eukaryota, Fungi, Ascomycota, Pichiomycetes, Serinales, Debaryomycetaceae.
AUGGACGCCAGCGGGUACUGGGAACAGCUGUCCUACGUUGAAGGUGGUCCGAGUAUGAGUAGUGGGCAGCCGUCAAUGAACGCUCGGUUUUUCGAUGACGAUGACGACGAUAGUGACGACUUUGCCAACAGGCGACGGGUGGCGAGUGAUGACAGCCAUAAUAACCUGAUUGCCGGCGACACAAGCACCGCCGACCAUCCUAACUUGGACCAAACACAGAAGAUCUACUACAAAAAGGGCUUGGAAGAGCUAGACUCGCUCCAGUUGCUUGAUCUCUCGCCGUUGGCCAACUGGAAGCUUUCUAGCUUCAAGCCUGGGUUUGGCCUCGAUCAGCUACGAGAUGAUCUGCCAGAUACUUUCUGGCAAUCAGAUGGGUCUAACGGUAAUCCUAAUGCUAAUGCCAACUCCAUAGCCAUGGCUAAUAAUCAAUUGACUCACCCUCAUUCGAUCACUAUCCAGUUCGCGAAGAAAGUGCUGUUGGAAAGAAUCUCAAUCUUUACCAAUUUCCUACUCGAUGAAAGUUACACUCCGUCCAAGAUCCGGAUCAUGGCGGGGUCAUCUGAUAGUUGGGACUUGACGGAAGUGUGCACUGUAAGUUUCAAUAAGCCGGUAGGGUGGUCACACAUCAUAUUCAAUGGCAUACGUGGCGACGGUGUGCUCAAAUGCUUUAUCGUCAAGAUUGUGAUUUUGGCUAACCAUCAGGAUGGGAAAGAUAGCCAUAUCCGCGCCAUUCGGUGUUUUGGAAAGAAAACCGUCCAGCUGACUCGAGAUAUUUCCGCUGCUGCCACCGCGGCUAGUGGUAGUGAUAUCCUCAGAGAUAUGAGUUUAGUAUCGGGGAUGUCGAAUCUAUCGGGAGUGCUGCUCAACCAUCAAAUCAUGGGUCCACCAUUAGCUCACUCAAUUGGUAGUACCAGUGGUGAUGGCGGAGAGUUGGAAGAGGAAGGCGAUGACGAGACUCAGCGGAUCCUUGGUAACGUCAAUGACGUUAUUGGACUUAACUCGGGUUUCCAAAGCGUUGAGCUUCGUCUGAUGCUGUCGAUACGUUAA